AAAAAUUUAAAAAAAAUUCGUGUGAAGAAGAACAAUUUAACGAAUAUGCAAAUAUUUUUAGAGGUUUUAAUGAAUUAGGAUUAUUGUGUCCUGUUUGUUUGAUGUAAUGCCUAGGAAUGAUUGACGAGAAAUAUUAAACUACAAGCUAAGAAAUUUUGAAUAAUUUAACGUGUUUCAAAAUACAAAUAUUUGUUCUUGUCGAAGGCCGAGGGACUGAAUAUUGUCCUUUCUACGUCACGGCAAUCCUAACACAAGAUUCGGCGGCCAUAUUGUUAAAACUCCAUUAUAUUGAAUUUAAAAUUUAAGAUAAUUAAUAAACAUAGUGAUAUCAGUACUUCUCAAAUCAGCAAUAAGGGCUUUCAGAAAUUAUCUCUAGCCGAUUCGCCAUGGCUUCAGUCCAGGCAGAAACACUCGUUACCCCAGGACACACUGCAGGAAGUCCCAACAGACUUGGCAUGACAUUAAAUUCUAAUGCUAUCACAAGAGAUAUGAUGGCAGAUGAUCUGGGAUGGAAGGCGAAACUGAAGAUUCCUCCAAAGGAUAAAAGAAAAAAAACUUCUGAUGUGACAGACACAAAAGGAAAUGAAUUUGAAGAUUUUUGUUUGAAGAGAGAACUUUUAAUGGGUAUAUUUGAGAAAGGUUGGGAGAAGCCUUCUCCAAUUCAAGAAGCUAGCAUUCCUAUUGCUCUAUUAGGAAGGGAUAUUUUAGCUAGAGCUAAGAAUGGCACUGGAAAGACUGGUGCUUACAUUAUUCCUAUUCUUCAGAAAAUUGAUAUUACAAAAGAUUAUAUUCAAGCUUUGGUUAUAGUUCCAACUCGAGAAUUAGCUCUUCAGACCAGUCAAAUCUGUAUUGAAUUAUCAAAACAUAUAGGAGCAAGGGUAAUGGUUACAACUGGAGGCACAAAUUUGAAAGAUGAUAUCAUGCGAAUCUAUGAAAACGUCCACAUAAUCAUAGCUACUCCUGGACGAAUUUUAGAUCUGAUGGAGAAAAAUGUUGCAAAAAUGGAUCGCUGUUCUUGUCUUAUUCUGGACGAGGCUGAUAAACUGCUUUCUCAAGAUUUUAAAGGAAUAUUGGACAAAGUCAUCAGCUAUUUGCCAAAUGAUAGGCAAAUUCUUCUUUACUCCGCAACAUUUCCUCUCACAGUAGAACAAUUUAUGCGAAAACAUUUGUCAGAUCCCUAUGAAAUCAAUUUGAUGGACGAAUUAACCCUUAAAGGAGUUACACAGUAUUAUGCCUUUGUGCAGGAGAGGCAAAAAGUUCACUGUCUGAAUACUUUGUUUUCAAAGCUUCAGAUCAAUCAGUCUAUCAUAUUUUGCAAUUCCACACAGCGUGUUGAGCUUCUUGCUAAGAAGAUAACAGAACUUGGUUAUUCAUGUUACUAUAUACAUGCCAGAAUGUCACAGCAGCAUCGCAACCGUGUCUUCCAUGAUUUCCGUGCAGGACUUUGUAGAAAUUUGGUUUGUUCUGAUCUCUUUACGAGAGGUAUAGAUAUUCAGGCAGUGAAUGUUGUGAUUAACUUUGAUUUUCCGAAAAUGGCUGAAACCUAUUUGCACCGUAUUGGCCGAUCUGGAAGAUUUGGCCACUUGGGCAUUGCCAUAAAUUUAAUAACUUAUGAUGAUAGAUUCAAUCUUCAUCGUAUUGAACAAGAAUUAGGAACUGAAAUCAAACCUAUCCCUAAGGUUAUCGACAAAAGUCUUUACGUUCCCGAAUUUCAGUUUGAAGAAACGGAAACAGAAAGAAUAGCCCGCCAAUAAAUGCUCAUAAUAUCAUAGAUUUUUUAAAAUUUCAACAGCUGUGUGGUCUCUUGAGAUUUUAGUUCUCCUGUACAGAUUUGUUGAGGCAUAGUCUGCCAGUAUUUAUUUUUUACUUAUUUAUUUUUCCAAUUACCUACAAGUUAAACAACAACACAAGAAAUAUCCAGUUUGGGGAUCUGUGCCUUCCUUCAUCCAUUUCAUAAAGCACACAAUAGAAGAUAUUUUUACUGUUUGGGUGCAUUCUUUGCCAGAAAGUACAUCUUCUAUAAGAAGGCUCCAGAGACAAAUUUGCGUGCGAGCUUUUCUUCGGAAAUUUAAAAUAAUAAUAAUUAAAAAAAAAAAAAAACUUUUUAAAGAGAAAAAAUAAUUACUAAUCAAAGGCUUGGCACCUGUCAAUCUUUAAUUUCAAAGAGAUUGUUUUCUUUUUUUCACAGCUGUGUAAAUAUCUUGUACAGAUGGGAUUUUUACGUGUUAAUGGGUGUCAUUCUUGUACAUAUACACCCCCUACCCCCGAGAAUUGAGGAAUGCCAUCAUUUCACCAAGUUAUGUUCUGAAGAACAGUUUUUCUUCAAAGAGAGAUGGAUCAUCUGGAUGGCCCUUUACUAGUCUUGUCACCAAGUUUCUUUUUCUUUGCAUGCCUGCCAUAUUUUCUUUACAUUGUGGUAUGGUUUUGCAGCAUUAAAAAUAAGAGGACACACAAACAUUUCUGUCGUAUGAGGAAACUACGCUAUAAUUUGGCAGUACCGCCUUGCAAUCCUGUCUUUCCAAUCAUAGUCAUGACACUUAAAAUAUUUUCUAGAUUUUAAUGAUUUUUUUAUUUAGUUAACAGUGCAACCAAGCGUUUGAGUUACUACUAGUAUAUUUUGAUUGAAUGCAAGUCUUUGAAAAUGAUUAUCUCUCUAAUAAUUUGCAGUAUUAUUGAAUGAACUGUAUAAUUCUCUAAGAAAUAUCUGUAGUGUAAAAAUACGCUGAAUAUUUCUCAGUAGCAGUGUAGUUUUAUCUUCAAGAUAUUGUACUGCAAUCUUUUAUGCUACGUGUCUUGUUAAAAAAAAAAAACUUUUUAGUGUUGAAAGUCAUAAUGCUGGCAGGUACGUACAGCUUCGAAUUUACGAGCACUCUCCAGAUGGUCCUCGCUCUCACCGUAGGUUUUCUACACCUAUUUUUGUAAGCUGAAAUUUCUGUUGAAUAAGUAUUUUUCUACACAUUUCCCUCAUAAAAAUGUUUUUGCAAAUGUUCACUUUUUUUUUAAAAACAAAAAGGAAGAAAAGAUUGCAUUCAGAGGUUUUAGGUGAACAUUUUCCUUUCUCACUUUUUUUUUCUUUGUUUUGUCUAGAAAAAUACUUAUUCAAUGACAUGUAAAUAGUUAUAUAUUUCAAAUUGUGCCGAGUUUAAAAGUGGAAAAAGAUAAGUUUUGUGGGGCCAAUUCACAACAUGGGAACUCUGAAAGAAAAUUUGAGACCUUUGUGCCCUGUUCUUAAAACUGUUUAUUGCAAGAUUCUGCUUGGCAUUGUGAAAAAGUUUUUCCCUUACGAAAGGUGAAUUCCGACCAUGUUAUGUAUUUUUGUUUCUCUACUUUAUUUCUCUCUAUAAAACCUCUGAUACUUAUAAAAAGAAAUUGCAAAUACACUUUUAUGUUCUGUUUCUUUUUUUCCCCUCUUCAUCUCCUCCCCCUCUUUUUUUUUUUUUUUUUUUUUUNUUUUUUAAUUUCAAUCGGGAACUGGAACUGUAUUUGCAAUUUCUGCUGCAGUGAAACCCGAUCCAUGCAAGUUUUUAUUGAUCUUUUUUGGUUUUAAAUUCAAUAAAAAAUAAUAAUAAUAAUUUUUGAAUAAGCUUUGCAUGGAUCGGUUGAGUACAAAUAUAUGUAGAAGCCGCAGUGGAUCCCUUGCUUGGCUUGCUCAUAGUUUCACUGAGUUUGGAAUGUAUGUUGUUGAACUGCACUGAAAGAUCUGCUUUGAUGUUUUGGGAUCACUAAAUUACCGAAAAAUAGAUUACCUUUAAUUUUUAGUUGAUGAUUGAUUACUUAAAAAAUAUGAAAUGACAUUUCUUAAAAUAAAACACAUUCUGAUUGGC
Messenger RNA from Parasteatoda tepidariorum (common house spider), 3824 nucleotides. RefSeq names its product ATP-dependent RNA helicase me31b (gene me31B). The record is from RefSeq and is a predicted model, not a curated record. Gene Ontology annotation, molecular function: ATP binding; nucleic acid binding; RNA helicase activity. Lineage: Eukaryota; Metazoa; Arthropoda; Arachnida; Araneae; Theridiidae.